AACUGAGGAGCAAACCACUCUGCUGGCCACAGAGCAAGAGAUCAGCAGAGAGAGGGAGAUAGAGGGAGGGAGGAGAGCGAACACAUGCAGCGCAGCAGAGGAGAGGAGAGGAGCAUCUGAGAGGAAGCUGCACGCCGGUUCUGACAGAGAGACAGACAGAGGGAGGAGAAGACUGAGCACUUCUUCUCCACACUAACAAGGAGGCAGAGAGCAAAAAGAGAGACACAAAGAGAGAGUCAGGAGAUGGGGAGAUAGUGAGAGGAUGGAAAAAAAAGUAUCCGUCCCCUCCACUUAGAGAGAUACAGAGACAAAGCGGGAGGGAAAACAAAAGGGGGUUGGUGAGAUUGUGAAGUGUAGAGAGAGGGAGGCAGCGGACGGGAGAUAGUUAGAGGAACUGCAAGGCUGAUCAAUGAGCGGCUGAGAUUUCGGGAAGAAAAUUUCGACUCAGCAAGAAAGAGAGGGCGAGAGAGGGAGGGAGUCAAUGACAAAGAAAGAUUGAUGAAUGAAAGAUGGGAGCAAAACAUCUGGAGACUUAAAUAUUUAAAGAGAGACAGAGGCAUCUAGAGGGAAUUUAGGAAAAAAACAGAAGAAUAAAAAAAAAACAUUUAGAGAAAGACAAGAGUGGAAAGGAAGGAGGCGCAGAGGGUGAAAUAUUUAAAAAGAGACAGAAGCUGGGGGAAGAUGAGCAGAGAGAAAGCAGAGUCAAAGAGUAACCGGCAAAAACUUAGAGAGGAGAGAGAAUAAAUCUGAGCAGCGGGAGGGUCUGGGGGGGGGGGCUCCUUCUCUUUUCUUGUUAAAUUUCUUCCAUCCCUCCUCUACUUUAUAAAACAGAGGAGGAGAGACAAAAUGAGGAGAGUGUGAGAGAGUUGAGGAAGCAGAAGAAGAAGAGGCUUCUUCUCCAGACUUUUUCUUCAGAUAGAUACGUAGAUAUUCAAGUUUAUCAAACCCAGUCAAAUCCAAUGGCGUGCUACUACAUUGUGAUCAGUUCCACCCACCUGCGUGACGGACAGCUGAGGAGCAUCAAGGGGGUGUUCAGAGGACCAAUAGGAACCAACGGCCAAAGAAACACGGAGGAAGGGGACUCCAGUCUCUACUGUGAGCUGUGCGAUAAGCAGUACGUGAGACACCAACAGUACGACAAUCACAUCAACUCCUACGACCACCACCACAAGCAGCGCCUCAAGGAGCUGAAACAAAGGGAGUUUUACAGAGCGUUGGCCUACAGGAGGCAGAGGAGACGCAGGGAGGAGCAGAGAGAGGAGAGAGCGCUGAGGAGGCUCCACAAGCAUGAAGAGAGGAGGACAGGAGAGUGUGCUCCAGGUUCUGGUCCCAUGUUCAGGUCCACCACAGUGGCAGUCGAACCAGCAAACCAGACCAGGCCAGACUUUGUACAGAACUGGGCUGACAUCCAUACAAGCAGCACCACGCUGGGAACAAAGCCUCAAACCCCGCUGAUUCAGCCCUUCCUACCGCUGGACCCUGCACUGGAAACCAGACUCCUGAGCAACACACAAUGGGCAUAUGGCCAAAUGGACACGAACAACACUACAACUACAACUGCUGAAUCCUGCAUCCUCAACAAGACCCAAAUGGACUACAAUGACCUGACAGCCGCGGCCAUUAAGUCCAGUACCACUACCAACAACAUCAUGAGCACUGAUAUCAACACAAAUAUCCACUCUUCCACCAAAACCAGCCACUUUAACAAGAUCCCUUGGGCUCAUCAUUAUUUAACCAACCCCAUUACUCCCAAUAACAUCCCAACAACUGCCAGUAAUACCACCACUAAUGGAUCCAUUUUCAACAAAACCACCAUGACCAGCUUCAGUAAGAAAAUCACCACCACCGCCAUUACUAACACGACUGACAUCAGCAUCAACAGUAGCAGAGCAUUGGGCGCCUCAGUCGUCCAAUCCUUCCCCAGCAGAGUCCGUCCUGUGUCCUUCUCGCUGCCCAAAAGGAGCUGUGUCCUUCUCCACCAAUCAGCUGCCGUCUUCAUCCAAGGCGGCCGAGGCUCUGACUUGUCAGGGAAACAAGAAGGUGUGACGGCGCAAGAAAGAGCUAAAGAUCUGGGGGCUAAAGAUCAGCAGAUCAAAUCUCCAGUAUCUGCAGACGUGGACAGUGUAGGUGUGGAACACUGGGACACUGGAAACCAGCGCAGUGUGGACAGUAAAACUGCAAUCCAGCACUCUGAGGUUGGAGCCAAUAUGUCUACUGAGAGGGGGACAGGAGCCCAGGUUUCUUUAUGUAAUCGCAAUGUGAUCAGAGUUGAGGACUCUGUUAACAGUGGGAAUGGAGCCCAGAUCUCCUCAUGUAACGACAAUGGGACUGGAGCCCAAGUCGGCAAUGAAAUUGGGACUGGAGCUCAUCUUUAUUUAAACAGCGGGAUACCAGGACAGAUUUCUGGCAGUGUAAGCACAGUUGUGGCUAAAGAUUCAGCAUGCAGAGAUAGUGAGGCCGAAACCCAUAACAAUGUGGACAAUGUGACAGUAUUAAAUCCUACCCAAGAAUUGAAAGAUCUGCUAUGUCCUGCUACAAAUCAACCUCAGAAAUCGAUUUCCGGUAUUUCAAAUGAGACCAAAGAGUCUUCAAUCCAAACACAGCCCAAAGAUUUAAACAGCUCUCCAUCAAACUGGACUAAAGAAUCAAGUUAUUUGCCUCCAUGUCGUCCCAAAGAGCCGUUUUGUCGUGUCCUGAACCGAGACGGUGGCAGGGUUCUUCUCUGGCCAUCAGAGAUGGUCAGCUACACCAAGACAUCGCCCUCCAUCUCCUACAGCAUCAACCCUCUUCUGUAUGACUUCAGAGCUCAUAACAGGACCAAGGAAGGGGGUGAGGAAAAGAAAGGAGGGCUGGAAGAAGGGUGGGAGGGAAUAAAGCCGUCUGUGAUCAAACAACCUGGCUGCCAACAGAGGCAGGAAGUUAUGGAGAGAGGAAGGGAGGUAAAGAUAGAUGAAAGGGAAGAAGAGGAUGGAGGAGGACAGGCAGGAAAUCCUAUGGAACUUGUAGCCCAUUGUAGCGGCGGCAACGCAGUUCCGGACCGCUGCGCCUGCCGUGAUGAAAGUGCUUUAAAAUUCGUUCCCAUUUCCACAGAAUGCCACCUUGCACCGACGCUAGGCCUUCAAAAAACGGGGAGGAGGAGGAGGAGGAAGAGGAGGGGAGGGGUGAGGAGAGGAAUGAGGAAGAGGGGGAGGAGGAAAAGAGGAGAAGAGACAAACAGGAAAGACCCAGACAGGGGAAGAAGGAUAAUAAGUAGCCUUUCUGAGAAUCUGAUGUCUGAAGGGAGAGGAGAAGAGAGGUUGCAAAGAGAGGGCACAGAAAAAGCAGAGAGGAGAGAAAAAGGACUAUUAAGUAAUCUUGGAGCGCAUCGGCUGGUAGGAGGGAGAGAAAAGAGGAUGAGGGCAGAGGAGAAAAGGAUAAGACGAGAUGAGACAGAGCAAGAGAGGGCAGGUAGAAAUGACGAGAAGAGAGGAGAGCUAUUAAGUAAUCUUCCUGUGAAUCGCUGUAAUCGGUGUAACCAGCUGUGUCUGCAGGUGAAAAGGGAGGCCAGCCUGCAUCAAUCCCAGCAAUCAGCCUCCGGGUGGGGCCAGGGGCUCAGAAAGCUCCUCUGCAGGGGUGCAGCAUGUAACUCAGUGAUUAGCCCCGUCCCUGGUACUGUUAUAGAGAUGCCAUGCUGUCCUGCAAUUACGCCCGACCCUGCUCAGAAUGACAGAGAGACGGGGGAGAUACACAAAAAUACACAAGCAGGGAAGGAGGCCGGGCGGAGAGAUGAGCAGCAAAGGAAUCUGAGGAAGACAGAGAUAAGAGUUCAGGAUGCUAAAGAAAACGUGUGUAACCUAGUGAUUAGCGGCAUUUCCUUGCCCAGUCAAGACGCAGCAUGUAAGCCAGAAGUUUGUCUUGUUCCUACACCUCAGAGAGAAACAGCAUGUGAUCCAGCGAUUAGCCUUGUCCCUGCUCCCUUUAGAGAAACAGCGUGUAGUCAAAGACAAACAACAUCUGCAGGACACUGCAAUCCAGUGUUAGGCUUGGCCUCACACUGUUCUGGACAACAGACAGAAACACAACCGAGAAUUAGAUCAGCCCGCGCAGACAUGAGCCUCCCUGGCGAAGUGAUUUCAAAAGAUGUGAUGUCAAAGAGAGCAGUAACAGCCGACCAGAGGAAGAGGGGAUUGCCAGAGGCUGGGGAAAUACCGAGGAAGAAACGGAAAAGGGGAAGGAGACAAGGCAGGAGAGUCGUCUGUGUUUUGAGUACACAGAGACAGGAAAGAGCUUGUGUUGGGUUGACUACCGACCUCAGCAUAGAUGAGGCCCCUUGUAUGCAGAAACCCACAAUGGCGCUUAAACUCAAGAGCAACAAGACUGGGACACUUGUGGACGACUACCUGGGGUGCAGCACAACUGAGUGUGGUCCAGUCGGCAGCAGGAGUGAGAAAAACACUGACUGCCACUGUAUUUGCAGGCCAAAACACUGUCUGUGCCAUAAAUCCAAUAACAGUGAGGGAACAUUUAGUUGCAACACAACUGACAAACUGAAUAACUGCUGCCACUGUGAUGACAGUAAAAGUGGCAAUUGCAGUGCUGAUGUCUACAGUCAAUUUGUCUCUGAUCCUUCCGGAGGCGAGGACAGGAGGAAGUGCUUGACUGAGAAACCUCUCAGUGACUGUAACACACCAGGUGACCACAACCAGGGUAAUAAAAAACACAAUCCGAGCUGUAGCAGUACUUUGAUGAAUCAUGACGGCAACGAAGAUGACAAUCAAUCUCCUGAUCAUGUGGAUAAACUUCACACAGCUAACGAGAGUGACAAACCCACCUGUAACAUCGAAGACACGCCUGUGGAUUUACUUUCAAAAGACUUCUUUACCUGUAGCACUAACGAAACACAUGCUGACCACUGUCAAUGCACAAACAAGCAGACAAAGAGUGUCAAAAUAUCCACUGACUCUGAUAUCAGCAACACUACUGACAAAACGGACAAGCGUGGUGAUCGCUGUAACUGUAAAACAAAUGACACAUGUUAUCACAAUUUCAUUUACAACCAUACAGAUAACAAAAGUGGUCACAGUGAGGAGGAUACAACCAAACUGCAGUGUCACAUUCAACACAAAAGGGACCUCUCUCAUUCAGUUAUUGAUUAUAAAACCUGCAGUGGUAUUGAUCAAAGACACGGAAACGGCUGUGAUGAUAUUGACAGUGCGCAGUGUGAUUAUUUUAACAGUAAUCAUGUCACUGAUUGUAAUCAUUGUGGUAAUGUUGUCGAUAAGAGUAGCGCCACAAAUGCAACGGAAACUGUUGCACUCAUGAGUGUACAGACGGAGCAGAGAGAAGAGGAAAGAGAUGUUGAGAAGGAGAGAAAGGAGGAGGAGGAGGAGGAACAGAUGGCGAGGAAACGGGUAAAGGAGAAGCAAGAAGAGUGGGAGAAGGAGUGGGUGAGGAGAAAGGAGAAAGAAAAGGAGGACAGGGAGAGAAGGAAGGCGAUAGAUUUUGAACAUCUAUACCCAGAGAAGAGGCCUUACUUUCCUCACGCCCUCCCUCCGCAUUGCAUCCCCUCCACGCUCCUCUCCUUCUCCAGCCUUCCCUCUCCUCCUCUUCCACUUUUUCCUUCCAUCGCACUAUCAUCCAGCAUCACCUCUCCCUCCUCCCGCCUCCGCCACACCUCCCUUCUUCUGCCGCGCAAGACCUGA
Messenger RNA from Micropterus salmoides (largemouth bass), 5681 nucleotides. RefSeq lists its product as uncharacterized. NCBI's taxonomy places the organism in Eukaryota, Metazoa, Chordata, Actinopteri, Centrarchiformes, Centrarchidae. The record is from RefSeq and is a predicted model, not a curated record. Bases 960 to 5681 code for a protein of 1573 amino acids. The transcript is spliced from 6 exons. Gene Ontology annotation, cellular component: nucleus.